GAACGAUAAUUAUGAAUUGGGAUUUUAUUUUGAAAGUCACAAAAGGACGUUCAGAUUUUAUUAAAGCUGCCUUUAUAAAAGCGUUACCAGAUUCCCUUGAGGAGUGCGGUGAACGAUUAUCGACGCCGAGUAAGGCCGUGUUUGAUUUUCAGAGCUCAUAUAACCGCUGCAUGGCAGGAUGCUGGCUUUUCAUACUAAUCAGAUACACAGCUCUGGGUUUGGACCUAAGUACACAUCUUAAUUGGGGAAAGGAACUUGUUUGACAUCAUGAAAAAAGUUGGACUUAUUUGGGUGUUACUUUUGCCACAGGCAAAUUCAUCACCGGGUUGUCACCCUCAUGUUAAUCUCGUGAGAGAGGAAGAAAAGUGCAUGAAAGAUCUGCUGCUUUUAAAGUCGCACAAAGCAACAGAAAACGACACCGGCGUCCACUGCAAGGGAAUGUGGGAUGACCUGAACUGCUGGCCACCUGCUGCUCUCGGGGAAACGGUCUCUCAGCCGUGUCCGGAGUUUUUCAACUCGGAAGGUAUGGUGCAUCGCAACUGCACCGCCAACGGCUGGACAGACCUGCUCAUCCCACACGAGGACGCAUGCGGAUACACCUUCAACGACACGCUCAAAUUUCUCGGAGAGUCCCCAGAAUCCCAUUUGUAUUACUUCUACGUCAAGACGAUGUACACAGCCGGAUACACAAUCUCCCUCAUCUCCCUCACCAUCGCUAUCGCCAUAUUCUGUUUCUUUAGGAAGCUGCACUGCACCAGGAACCACAUUCACAUCCAGCUGUUCAUCUCCUUCAUCCUGAGAGCCAUCUUCAUCUUCGUCAGAGACGCCCUGCUAUUUAAUAACGAAGAGCUCUAUCACUGUGACUAUUACCCGGUGGCGUGCAAGGUGGUGCUGAUGUUCUCCAACUACUCCAUCCUCGCCAACUACAGCUGGCUGCUGGCCGAGGGCCACUUCCUGUUCACCCUCGUGAGCCGCUCCUUCUUCUCCCUGAAGAAACACCUGGCCUGGUACAUCGUGCUGAGCUGGGGUACGUGCGCAUCGCGUAAUUGCGGCUUAACGUGGGUGUUUCUUAAGAUUUGGCGUUUCAAGCUUUCGUUUCGUCACACAGGUGCACCGCUGAUUGUCAUCGUGUCCUGGGGCUGCGCGAAGUAUCUUUAUGAAGACGAAGGCUGUUGGGAGUCGAGGAGAUACGAAUCGAUCUGGUGGAUACUUCGAGUGCCAGUUCUUCUAACUAUAUGUAUGAAUCUCAUCUUUUUCUUGGGUAUUUUGAGGAUACUGGUGAGCAAACUCAGGAUGCCGGACGCACAGAGGAAUGAAUUCAGCCAAUAUAAGCGGCUGAUCAAAUCCACAUUUUUCCUGGUGGCUCUGUUCGGCCUGCAUUACAUCCUGUUUGUUUUCUUACCCGUUGAAGUCAGCAGCUUUGUGUUCAAGCUGCGGACGUUCGCGGAGCUGGCCCUGUCGUCCACGCAGGGUUUCGUGGUCGCGGUCCUCUACUGCUUCAUGAAUGGAGAGGUGCAGAAUGAGUUUCAGAGGAGGUGGAGGAGGUGGAGGCUGAUCCAGCACCUCCCCAGUCGGUCCAGGCGGCGCCACGGCUCCAUCAGCCACAGCGGGUCCCCCAACACGCAGGUGUCCCUGCUGCUCUGCUCCCCGGGCGGCCAGACGACCACGCCGCUCCCCAUGGACACCGCGGAGACGUGACUCAAAGUUGGGGUUUUGGCUCGUUUUCCAACCCGACGAGGCGGUGAUGGACGCUGGCUAAGAGCCGACACUCAAUUAGCACCACUGCUGCAGCUUGAGUGUUUAACAGAGCGGGACUAUUAUCAGUUUUUUUUUUUUUUUCUAACCUGGCUUAUUAGUAGUAAUUACACCUAUGUCUCAAAAUGAAUGUUACCAUUUAAUUUACAUCUAGUCUAAUUCCAUUUCAAACAUCGGGAGGCGAGGGUGGAAGGAAUCCAGCGAGAUGCAUCUGUUGCCAAGAGUCACGGGGAUGUUUAACGUCAAAUUAAUUUAUGGCCGAGCCCGAGCUAUUCUGACUUUUUGUCCUUCUAUCUCCAAAACAAUAGAGCCUCUCAGACCACAAGUCCGUCAUGGUUACAGUCAACACUGCGAAGCUUUCCCCCAUUAACAAACAGACGUCAAAGUAGCAUGGGGGCAAUGCAAGCUGAUUGCACUUGAACGCACCGCGAAACUGCAGCUGAUGGUCGGUUCUUUGCCUGCAUGAGAGGAAAUAAUUACCCGUGCCAGCAGGUGCUGUGAAUAGAAAUUGAAGGAUUAUGUUGUCUUGUGUAGGGAACUGGAAGAGCUAAAACUAGCGAGGAUGCUACACAGCUACAAUGCAGCUCAUUUUCUUCCAUUUUUUUGAUUUUUUUUUGAAUUUUUGAUUCCUUUCUGCAUGCUUCCUCUUUCACCAAGCUGAGCCAGUCUCACUUUAAAAUGCUCGACUGGCUAAACAGGGAGACAAACCUCUAAAACUAGGCCCUCAGAAGCUGACCAUCAGCCAACCUGCUGCAACAACCCACCGUAUUUACCUGUAAGUCAGAUUAAAAAUCGCUUCCUUUAACCGCACGACUGCUUCAAGAGCACAGCUGACAACCUGCAGCAGCCGAGGAAUCGAGGUGGGAGGGACGCGCCCGAACCCGUGCCCGUUCAGCCAUCUGCGGCGAACAUCUGCGGGACCGAAAGGUGUUGCUUUCGCUGAAUUAAAGCCGGGCAGAGCUGCUGGCAUUGAGCUGGGACUUGGGGGACGCCUUUACCCUAGAAGACGCUUCUUAGAGGAUAACGGAAACAGAUGGAGCGUGAGGCUUAAAGAACAAGAGUUUAUUUUUGAUAGUUGGAUCUUGUGUACAGAUAAUCUGCACUGAAAUGGAUACUGUAUAUAUAUAUGUCUGUAUUUAACAGGAGAUGACCCUCAUGUCUGCAUGCUAAGUAUGAAGCCAGCUAGUGAUUAGCUUUGCUUAGCAUAAAAAGUGAAAGACUGUUUAGCCCUUUCGCAGGCUAGCUGAAGUAAAUUAGUGUCUUUCCAGUUGUGGUGACAUGUUCCUCUAAA
Messenger RNA from Mugil cephalus (flathead mullet), 3046 nucleotides. Its product is annotated as secretin receptor. The coding region runs from base 268 to 1698 and encodes 476 amino acids. Gene Ontology annotation, biological process: cell surface receptor signaling pathway; adenylate cyclase-modulating G protein-coupled receptor signaling pathway. NCBI's taxonomy places the organism in Eukaryota, Metazoa, Chordata, Actinopteri, Mugiliformes, Mugilidae. Gene Ontology annotation, cellular component: plasma membrane. The transcript has 12 exons. Gene Ontology annotation, molecular function: peptide hormone binding; secretin receptor activity; G protein-coupled peptide receptor activity. The record is from RefSeq and is a predicted model, not a curated record.